Messenger RNA from Serpula lacrymans var. lacrymans S7.9, 1604 nucleotides. RefSeq lists its product as uncharacterized. The transcript has 3 exons. Gene Ontology annotation, biological process: amino acid catabolic process. The record is from RefSeq and is a predicted model, not a curated record. The coding region runs from base 1 to 1548 and encodes 515 amino acids. Lineage: Eukaryota; Fungi; Basidiomycota; Agaricomycetes; Boletales; Serpulaceae. Gene Ontology annotation, molecular function: L-amino-acid oxidase activity; polyamine oxidase activity.
AUGUCGCAAAAUGAAACAAAACGCGUGGGCAUCGUUGGGGCUGCAUAUCGGUUGCAACUGUCGAAGGAUCCUAAAGUUGAAGUUCAUCUAUACGAAGUGGAUGGGAGGGUCGGCGGGCGUGUUAAAACCCAUCGUUUUACAUCCGAAAAGAACCAAUACUUCGAGGCGGGUGCCAUGCGUAUUCCCGAUACUAGAAUGCAUGCGCCAACUCUAAACCUGAUUCGUCUUCUAAAAGACACUCACCACGCUGGUCUCAAUCUCAUACCUUAUCUCCUUACCACUCCCGGCAAUCGUAUCUUCAUAAACGGCAUUUUAAAGAAUGUCAGUGAUCAUAACACUGCUAUGGCACUUGGAUUCAACCUCCCAGAACCUUACAACAACCAAACUGCCGAUGCCUUACUGUUAAGCGCUAUCGAGUCCUUUCUUGAUCUAUUAGGGAGAGAUUUCGAAGCCGGGUGGAAGCUCCUUAUGAAGUACGACAAAGUGUCUUUCCGUGCCUACUUGUUAGAUCUUAAUUGGCCAGAAUCCGUUAUUGAUUUUGUCGAGACCAUGUGCUCUCAGACCAACCAGUUCGCCCUUAGCUUCUCCGAACUCGUAAUGCAAAACAUGGACUUCUCUACGAAAGCAUGGCUCACGCUCGAAGACGGAAUGGACAAACUUCCACAGGCGCUGGCUGGGGUAGUUGGGAUGGACAAUAUUACCUUCAGUGCGCGUGUCCAGAAAAUCGAGCAGGAAAACGACCAGGUCAAGGUUUACGCAGAUACACCUGGUGGCCGAGUGGAGGGUACGUUUGACAAGAUCGUCCUUGCUAUCCCACCUAGUGCGCUGAGGAUGAUACCUGAGCGUCCCCGUUGGGAUCCGACAAAGGAGCAAGCAAUCCGGGCCAUGUACUUUGAGGCGUUGUACAAAAUCGGCAUACGCUUCAAGACCCGAUUCUGGGAGCAUGUGCAGCCUCCUUCCAUAGGAGGACAAUCAACGACUGAUUUACCCAUCCGUUGGAUCGUUUAUCCAUCAUACGGUAUCAACUCUGAUGGACCAGGUGUUUUGCUCCUGUAUUCCUGGAACACGGAUGCAUCGGUAUGGUCCUCCAUCCCUUUCAGCGAGCGUCUCAGGAGCUCUCUGUGUCAUCUCUCAAAAGUGUUCAAGGAUAUCGACGUCUUUGACCAAUUCAUCACAGCCGAAGAUUUGGCUUGGUCCGAACACAAUCCUACUGGUGAUGCAAUGUUCUUUCCUGGGCAGUUCUCGCAGUAUUUUGAUAUUGCUCGUCGCCCCGAAGCCAAUAUCUAUUUCGCAGGAGAGCACCUCAGUCGCCACCACACAUGGAUCACUGGAGCUAUUGAUUCUGGCAGGUCCACUGCUCAAGACAUUAUUACUAGCUUCACCUCCAAACCGUGCCCUACGGGGUGGAUUCCUCGCGCAGGAGUUGAGCCUGAAGACUAUUAUGAUAGUGAAGCGUACCGUAGGAAGGUGGCUAUGGAUGGCUUGGAAGGGUUCAAGGGGGAUCGUAAGGGAUUUGAGGAUAGCAUAUUGCAUUCUAGCUUGGGGUAGGUAGGUUCGAGUGAAACAUAUGCUAGUCUAAUAGUGCGUUAUAUGAGCCGAUGAUG